ACCGGAAUCAGCUCCAGAGAAUCGCCAAGAGCAUCACCAGCAAUGGGCCUACCUCAACAUGACAAAGCGGCAGCACAAAGUCACCUCAAACAGGGGAAAUCACGCUACGUUACGCCACACAGAGUGGGGAAAUAACGAAACGACAAUACCACGAAAGCUCGACGAUCGCUCUCACGCCCACGUCAUACCGCCAGAGCAGCCGGUGCCAAGAGAGCCGGGCGACUAUAUUAAAAGAGCCAGCAUGGAUAGAGGGAGAAGGGAAUACCGACCCUCUCACACCCGCAAGCAGAGGCCAGCAGCAGAAAGCUACAAAAUAGCAGAGCGGCAUAAAGGCUGCAAAGAAGGGAAAAGCGUGCCCUGGCACGUACUAUCCCGGGCCAGGCUCAGGAGGGAUUUUCGAACUCGCAAGUGGGACGGUUGGACCAACCAGGACUUCAAGCGGCGGACGAAGCGACCCGUUCAGCACACACGUCGCCGUAGCGCCGGCUACUGCGUAGCUCUGGUCGACAGCUCUGGCAUAUAGGCAGAAGUGAAGCUGUUUUCUGAUGCCUACACGAAGUACAUAGGAUUCGUCUUCAUGAAGUCUGGAACAAUCAAACGCUUUGCGUACUCCUCCUGUGGAGAACGGAACAUGGUGGAGCUGGAAGAAAAGCGGUCAAGAUAUUAGUCAAGACGUUAUCAGAACGAAUAUAUGAAACAAUAAUAGUAUUAAUAUCGCACCCAGUGAGGUAGACACGUCCACGUGCCGCAGCCAAAUGUGCCAAAUAUGCCGGAGCCGGAUAAGACACUGCGCGGUUGCAACGAGGAAACAUGUGACAAAGAUUGAAUGUCAAUUGCUGCAGUACAUCAAUAUCCAAGUUGCCCGUAUUCUCAAUUACGCUGUAACGCGUCGGCUUGGCCGUCCCCUGAUUCGCCUGAUGGCUGACCAU
This is a messenger RNA of Drosophila pseudoobscura, 929 nucleotides long. RefSeq lists its product as uncharacterized. The record is from RefSeq and is a predicted model, not a curated record. Lineage: Eukaryota; Metazoa; Arthropoda; Insecta; Diptera; Drosophilidae. Bases 59 to 523 code for a protein of 154 amino acids. The transcript is spliced from 2 exons.